Molecule: messenger RNA, 3438 nt
Organism: Cylicocyclus nassatus
Lineage: Eukaryota; Metazoa; Nematoda; Chromadorea; Rhabditida; Strongylidae
Source: the annotation of a GenBank genome assembly
GGUUUUGGCAGUCUGCAUCUUUUCUAUCUCUAACUUUAACUUUUGCGAAGCUUUUGGCCGGUGACUGCUCGGCAAACAAAUCGUUUGUUCCCUGUGAAACAUGAUGCCAUCUCCAAAAAAGCGAACCACAGUUACUCCAGCUGCGGUUGCAGCAAAACGACGAAGGGGAGAUGCACAGCCUCCAAGCAAGGGUAAAUUCGAAACACAUCUGGAGCAGUUAUCGCAGAGUACAGAAGACGAGGAUCCGGAAUCUCUUUGGCAUAGGAAACCUCUCGAAGAGGGUCUUGGAACUAAGAAAUCUAUAGCAUUUCAGGUUUUCGAUAUCGAAUCUUUUCACGAACCUGGAACCGCUACCUCCUGCGAUAGAACGAACAUCAAGUUAUACGGUGUUACUCGACUCGGCAACUCUGUAUGCGCAGUUGUGACUGAUUACUUUCCCCACUUCUACUUUCAGGCACCCGAAAAUUUUGCUCCGGAGCAUCUGGAUGCAGCUCAAAGGCACUUGAAUAAUGCUGUAGCCAUAGCUCUACGUCGAGCAAACUCGAAUCUGCAGAUGUCUGCGAAAGUUGUGGAAAAUCUUAUACGGCUGAGCAUCGUACAAGGCGAAAAUGUUUACUACUAUCGAGGAUCCGAAAAGAAGUACCCGUUCAUCAAAGUCAGUGGCACAACUAAUGCUUUGAACAAAGCCAAGCAAGAGCUAAAAAGCGGUGGUCUCCAUUAUGGAAAUGGUCCAGUACAGGUUGGUACGCUCUAUGAAGCGAAUAUCGACCCUGAGGUGAAGUUCAUGGCUCAUAGCGGAGUCGUUGGUUGUGGUUGGGUAGAAAUUCCACUUGGAAAAGGAAAAAUCCAUGAAGGGAAGUCGAAUACGUCGAGAUGUCAGCUUGAGGUUGAAGUGAAGCUCGAAGAUCUUAUAGCGCAUGAUCCGGAAGGCGAAUGGGCAGACGUGGCUCCGAUACGUACUUUGUCACUUGAUAUCGAAUGUAUGGGUAGGCGUGGAAUUUUUCCUGAUGCCAGCGAAGAUCCAGUUAUCCAGAUAGCUAAUAUGGUCAAGGUGGAAGGCGAGUCUGUGCCGUUUAUCCGAAAUUGUUUCGUGCUGGGAACGUGUGCGCCUGUGAUUGGUUCCGAAAUAAUUGAGUGCAAGAGCGAGCAAGAUUUGCUGGAAAAAUGGGCAGAAUUCAUUCGAGUUGUGGACCCCGAUAUCUUGACUGGUUACAAUAUUCUCAAUUUUGAUCUGCCGUACAUCCUGGACCGAGCAAAGGUGCUGAAAUUACCUUCGGUAGCGCUGUUGGGAAGGCAGAAAGACCGAGCAUCUGGCGUUCGUGAUGCUCCAAUAUCUUCAAAGCAGAUGGGAAGCCGCGUUAAUAAGAGUAUCGACAUUCAUGGAAGAAUCAUUUUCGAUGUCUUGCAGGUGGUUCUCAGAGACUACAAACUCAGAAGUUAUACGUUGAACAGCGUAUCCUACCAUUUCUUAGCGGAACAAAAGGAGGACGUGGCGUAUAGCUUCAUUCCCGAGCUGCAAAAGGGUGACGAUUACUCUCGAAGAAGAUUGGCCGUUUACUGCAUGAAGGAUGCUGCGUUACCGCUGAAACUUUUGGAGAAACUGCUUUCCGUAAUCAACUACAUGGAAAUGGCUAGGGUGACCGGCGUUCCGUUGAACUACCUGCUUACAAGAGGACAGCAAAUCAAGAUCUUGUCUAUGAUGUUACGAAAGUGCAAGGCAAACCAUUUCUUCUUGCCAGUUAUCGAUGUGCAAGGAGGCGACGCUGAGAGCUAUGAAGGUGCCACUGUCAUCGAUCCCUUACGUGGUUUCUACAACGAGCCAAUCGCCACACUUGAUUUUGCCUCUCUAUAUCCCUCCAUAAUGAUAGCUCACAAUCUCUGCUACACUACCUUGCUGAAGAAGCCAGAAGGAGAAGAAGGGAAGGAUUACAUCAAAACGCCAACGGGAAACUACUUUGCUACCAAAGAACGACGUCGCGGUUUGCUACCUGUGAUUCUAGAAGAUUUACUUGCUGCAAGAAAACGAGCGAAAAAUGAGAUGAAGCAUGAGAAGGAUGAGUUCAGAAAAAUGGUGCUGAAUGGUAGACAAUUGGCAUUGAAGAUCUCUGCCAAUUCUGUUUAUGGAUUUACUGGUGCUACCGUUGGAAAACUGCCUUGUUUGGAGAUCUCACAGUCCGUGACAGCGUUUGGAAGGCAAAUGAUUGAUCUGACAAAGAACGAAGUUGAGAAGCGUUAUGUGGCAGGAGCUCUAGAUGGAAAGUGUCCAGCUAAUGCUCAGGUUGUUUAUGGAGACACUGAUUCUGUUAUGGUAAAGUUUGGUGUGAAAACAGUAGCUGAAGCUAUGGAGAUUGGUCUGCAUGCCGCCACCGAAGUCAGCAAAAUCUUCACUCCACCCAUCAAGCUCGAAUUUGAAAAAGUGUAUUUCCCAUAUCUACUCAUAAACAAAAAGAGAUAUGCUGGAUUAUACUUUACUAAACCGGACAAGCAUGACAAAAUGGAUUGCAAAGGACUAGAAACUGUCCGACGAGAUAAUUGUCCAUUAGUGGCAAAAGUGCUGAGCACCUGCCUUGAAAAGCUGAUGAUUGACCGUGACGCGGAUUCUGCGCUUGAAUUUGCGAAACGAGUCAUCUCGGAUCUUCUUUGCAAUAAGAUCGACAUCUCGAUGUUGAUUAUCAGCAAAGAGUUGACAAAGUCAGGCGAGAAAUACCAAGCAAAGCAAGCACAUGUGGAGCUGGCAGCUAGAAUGAAAAAACGUGACCCAGGAUCAGCACCGCGACUCGGCGACAGAGUACCGUAUGUGAUAGUGGCUGCCGCUAAGAAUGUCCCUGCUUAUGAGAAAGCCGAGGAUCCUGAGUUUGUUCUGAAAAACAACAUACCUAUCGACACAAGGUACUACCUAACCAACCAACUCGCAAAACCUCUUGCCAGGAUCUUUGAGCCAAUCCUCGGUGACCGAGCAGAGAAGAUUCUGAUAGAGGGUGAGCACACACGUGUGAGGACUGUGGUGCAGAGCAAAGUGGGUGGUCUUGCUGCAUUCACAAAGAAACAGGUUACCUGUUUGGGUUGCAAAGCGGUUCUGAAAGAUCAAAAACGAGCUGUCUGCGAUUUUUGCAUCAAGCAAGGCAAAUUACCGGAAAUCUAUGCACAACGGAUAACGAACUUGAAUACCGUAGAAAGGCACUUCUCGCGAUUGUGGACGGAGUGUCAGAACUGCGCCAAGACCAUGCAAGAUAAGGUCAACUGUGCAGCUCGAGACUGUCCCAUUUGGUACAUGCGUCAAAAGGUCCGCAACGAUCUUCGUGAAGCCCAUACCGCAGUGGAACGAUUUGGAGAACCAUCGUGGUGAAGGGAAUUGUCGUGGUUUUCUGUUGAUUGUUCCAACAUUCUUUACCUAUAUUGCAUCUCGUUAACAAUACUUUUUAUAGGCUGUUUUAUUUU